Messenger RNA from Adineta steineri, 539 nucleotides. Lineage: Eukaryota; Metazoa; Rotifera; Eurotatoria; Adinetida; Adinetidae. The record is from the annotation of a GenBank genome assembly.
GAUUUGGAAAUCCAUGGACAUAUGUUCUUCGAGAUGUUGUUCAAUUCGCUGAUUCUAUUGAUACAGCAUUAACUAUGCUUGUGAAUGCACAUCGAACAUGUUCCAUUCAUCUUGGUCUUGGUUCAUACGAACGUAAUGCAUCUGUUCAUAGUGAUGAAAAUGUUGGAUUUCGUGGCAUUGAAUAUAGUGCAAAAGAAUUUAAUGUUUUUAACUGGGAAGAUAUGUAUAACACAAAAAAUCAUCCAAUAUUAAAAGAUGUUAUUUAUUGGGAUAAACAUGUUCAACCAUCAGAUAAUCCAUGUUUAGGUAGUUUAUUAGUUGAUCAUUAUGGUCGUAUUAAUGCACCAACUAUCAUUCGAAAUAUUACUAGUCUUUCGGAAACCGGUGAUGCACUUAACUUAAUACUUGAUUAUGGUGAAAAUGCUGCUUAUCUUGCUUACAGUGCACCUGAUGAUCCACAAGGACCAUUAGAAGCUUUUAAUCGAGUUCAUACAAGACUUGAUAUGGCUAAACUAUUUGCUGAACCAGCACCAAAAUAA